CCCGGGUAUUUCAAGUAGUCGUGAUAUGCUCGUAAUGUGCAUGCCAUAACACACAAUGAGCGACUCAUCAUUAUCAGAUGUGCCUAUUGGCCUUGACGACAUUGGCCUUGAUGAGGUUAAUGAGCCAACCUUACCUACCCUUAUUCCGUCGCUCUGUCUCCAGACGCCACGCACAAUGCUUCCACCAAGCUCCUCACCGCUAUUUGUUAAGAAUCUAUAUAGGCGUACACUGUUGGACACUACACCACCAACUAUUCGGGUUAUCUGUAACCAGCCAGACUGCGGAUACUCACCGCAGCCAUUGGUAUUCUCGGAUAAAUCAACUGGCAACUUAUGGAAGCACUACACCCAAAAGCACCCGCAAAUCUCAUUUACCAUGAGAAAGAAUCACCAGCUACAAGCAGCAUCAAGUCCGUCAAGUAGCUCAUCAUUCUUUGAGCUAAAGAAGACAACGGCUAAGCAGCCAGUCAAUGCAUCAAAGUAUAGAGAUUUACUGCUCCAAUUUGUAGUAUCAAAAAAUCUGUCAUUACGCCUUGUUGAUAGUCUAUCUUUUCGUCAAAUUAUUCAAUUCUUAAGCCCUAUUACUUUGUCAGUAUCUGCUAGAACGCUACACCGCGACCUUCAAAGGCGGUUCUCACUAUGCUGUGCUCAGUUAAGGAACCUAAAACACCACACAAUCUAAUAGAGCUAGCAAGUCAAACUACGCAUCUUAAAGAUCGCAUUAUAUGCCAUCAAAAUAGCUCACCAACUCCUAUUAACAAUGCGCUAGACCAGUUGUUAAGAGGUGCUCAAACAAUGGUGCAUUCUGCUGUUCUAAUAAAGGCGGAAGUUCAGGCCUUACAACAAGCAAAUGAAGUUGCAAGUCAGCGCAAAAAGCGAAAAAAAAAAGCGUAUACAACAAGGAGGGUGCUUUACAAUUCAAGAAGGUCAGGAUGUACUUGCUCACCUAGCUGUGGAAGAGCAGAUAUCUCAAGAACUACGACAGGGUGGUGGGGUUGAAAGACAGCAACGACGCUGCAGAAUGUGUGGUAAGACUGGGCAUAAUGCUCGCACAUGUCAAAGGGAUUAAGAAGAUACUAUAGAAUAGGUG
Pseudogymnoascus destructans is the source of this 1090-nucleotide messenger RNA. RefSeq lists its product as uncharacterized. The coding region runs from base 56 to 682 and encodes 208 amino acids. Lineage: Eukaryota; Fungi; Ascomycota; Leotiomycetes; Thelebolales; Thelebolaceae. The transcript is spliced from 2 exons. The record is from RefSeq and is a predicted model, not a curated record.